Gadus morhua (Atlantic cod) is the source of this 1222-nucleotide messenger RNA. It is a transcript of the gene slc35d1b, whose product is annotated as solute carrier family 35 member D1b. NCBI's taxonomy places the organism in Eukaryota, Metazoa, Chordata, Actinopteri, Gadiformes, Gadidae. The transcript has 13 exons. The record is from RefSeq and is a predicted model, not a curated record. The coding region runs from base 31 to 1038 and encodes 335 amino acids.
CAGCGCGUCAUAUGACAGACGUCAGUGGUCAUGGCUGAAUUUCAGCCGCGCAGACGUCUGCACGAUGAGCCCAACUUGUCGAAUAAAGCCCAAACCGCUGUCAAAUCGGUCCCCGCUGACAACGCAGACGUCCUCCUCAAGCUGUUGGCUGCCGGGUUUUACGGUAUUAGUUCUUUCCUUAUUGUCGUGGUGAACAAAAGCGUCCUCACAAGUUACAGGUUCCCGUCAUCAACAUGUGUAGGGAUUGGCCAAAUGCUGGCCACUAUCGUAGUUCUCAGGUCUGCAAAGGCGCUAGGUGUCAUCAAAUUCCCAGAUAUGGACUCAACCAUACCAAACAAGAUGUUCCCCAUGCCUAUUCUCUAUGCUGGGAAUCAGAUAUCAGGCCUGUUUGGGACACAGCGAUUAAAUCUGCCCAUGUUUACGGUCUUAAGGAGGUUCGCUAUUCUGCUCACCAUGGUGUUUGAGGGACUUAUACUGAAAAAGACUUACUCCAGAUCAGUUAAGUUGACUGUAUUUACCAUGGUCUUGGGAGCGUUGGUUGCAGCCAGCUCCGAUCUAGCCUUUGAUCUCCAGGGAUACACGUUCAUUAUGCUGAACAAUCUGUUCUCGGCAGCUAGUGGCGUUUACAUGAAGCAGAAGUUGGACUCCAAGGAGCUUGGGAAGUACGGUCUACUUUACUACAAUGCACUGAUCAUGAUUUUCCCUACAUUGGCAUACGCUUUCUUUGCCGGUGACUUGCAUACGGCUAUGGAGUUUGAUGGAUGGUCCGAUGCAAUGUUUGUUCUACAGUUUCUCCUCUCCUGUAUUUUUGGUUUCAUCUUGAUGUACUCCACGGUGCUUUGCACUCAGCUCAACUCCGCCCUCACUACAUCCAUCGUAGGCUGCAUUAAAAACAUCUUUGUCACAUACAUUGGUAUGGCGGUCGGUGGAGACUACAUAUUCACCUGGACCAACUUCAUUGGCCUUCACAUUAGUAUUGCUGGAAGCCUUGUGUACUCUCACAUCAUCUUCACACGGGAGCAAUCAAAAAAUAUCUAGACCAAAGAUGCACAAUGUUCUCCAUGGAAGAAAAAGCACGACUGAAUUGUAAUUCAUAAAUAUAUCAACAUGUUUAAUGUACAGGUAAUGAUAAAUGUGAAGUGAAUAGCAAAUAAGCAUGUCGUUUUUAUAAGCCGUUAGGCCACAGCUUUUAUAUUCAUGAAUAAAUGGCAAAAGAUACAAA